CGAUUCACAGAAAACGCAAACACCCUUUUUUGACAUCUACUUUUCUUUUGCUUGAACACGGGCUUCUUCUGGGCCGGUGGAUUGUUCUCCUCUGCUCUAUUACAUACUCGUUUCAGGGGGGGGGGUUUUCUUCUUGCCUUUCUAUUCUCCUUCGGCUCGGACUGCUGGCAUCGCCGCUGCAUCAUCAACAUAAUCGGCAACCCUACUUAACGCCUCCUAAAAGUACUCGAGUAUACCUACACCCAUCGCAAACGUGAAAGACAGCGGUAAUAUCGCGAAAUGUCAAAAUCGGCGGAUUUAUCUUGGAUCGAUGAAGCAUUCCCGGUACCCUCUCAGCGCAGUUUAAAUAAAUCGGUGCGAGAUAUUAUAGCGAAAGAGCCAAAGCACUCUACGGUUUUCCAAAACAUCGGGAAAUACAUACUCUCACUAAAAGGCGCGGAAGAGCCACCCUCGAAGAAGCGGAAGAUCGAGGGUGGGAAGAACGGCGUCAAGAAGGAGGUGAAGGGUGGGGACGAUGUGGCUUUGGGGAAAGGGGAUAUUGUGAUUACGGUUAAGGAGAUUAGUUUCUCGGUUCCUGCGCGGAAGAGGUUUACUUUGCUGCUCACGAAUAGCUCCAUGAGCGCUGUUAAUACAGCCACAGGAGCGGUGGAGUUCGGAGUUCCCUGGAACGAGAUUCAAUAUGUUGCAUGUCUCCCUGUUCCAGACAAAGCUGCGCGACAAUGGAACUUCUGCGUUUUUCCUAAGGGAGCGGAAGGGCUUGGAGACGGGUCCGCGGAUGCCUUUGUGUUUACUAUCCCGGACGGCGCGCCCAAGACUGCGACUGGGGAUGGAAUGGGUGCAGGGCACGACACAAGUUCCUAUAGAUCCCUUCUCGUUGCUGUCUUUAAUAGCCUUCUUGAUAGGGGGAUGAUGGUUUUGGAACCGGAUGAGAAGGUAUUUUACAGCGCCGUCCCGCAAAGCCACAGGAAAGGGGAGAAGGCCUUUCAUGUCAAGGCGCAUGUUGGAAGUAAAGAAGGUUAUUUAUUUUUCUUGAAGAAUGGAAUUAUGUGGGCAUUCAAAAAGCCCCUUAUAUAUUUCUCGUUUGCAGCGAUCGAGUCGGUGUCUUAUACCUCAAUUACAAAGCGAACACUUAAUUUGUCUGUCCACGUUGCGGAGGAGCGCGGCGAUGCGGAGUUCGAGUUUAGUAUGAUUGACCAAGAGGAGUACACCGGAAUCGACACAUAUAUCAAGAGGAAUCGAUUGAACGAUGCGUCUAUGGCUGAAGCAAGGCGGGCUAAAAAGCAUAACGUCAAUGGGAAGGAGGAGGAGGACGGAGAAGAUACGGGCAAUCUACAGAAGGCUCUUGAGGAAUUGGAGGACGAAGCGGAAGAGGAUUAUGUUCCGGGCAAGGGUAAGGACGAUGGUGAAGACGAAUUGGGGAGUGAGCUUGAAGACGUCAAUCCAGAUGUCCCAAGGGCAAAGAGGGCAAAGAGAUGAAUUCUCACUCGAUUAUAUAAUAUUGUGAUGUAUGGGCACUGGUAUGUUAUUUGAUC
Tuber melanosporum (Perigord truffle) is the source of this 1532-nucleotide messenger RNA. RefSeq lists its product as uncharacterized. The record is from RefSeq and is a predicted model, not a curated record. The coding region runs from base 280 to 1476 and encodes 398 amino acids. The transcript has 5 exons. NCBI's taxonomy places the organism in Eukaryota, Fungi, Ascomycota, Pezizomycetes, Pezizales, Tuberaceae. Gene Ontology annotation, molecular function: histone binding; nucleosome binding.